GCCCCCUGCAUUGAGCGAGCUGGGUGUUUCCUGCCUCUCAGUCCGGAUUUGGAGACUCCGGCGUCCUCCGACUUUUCAUGGAAGAGAUGUCAGGAGACAGCGUGGUGAGCUCAGCGGUGCCAGCGGCUGCCACCCGCACUACUUCCUUCAAGGGUGCCAGCCCCAGCUCCAAGUACGUGAAGCUGAACGUGGGGGGCGCUCUCUACUACACCACCAUGCAGACGCUCACCAAGCAGGACACCAUGCUGAAGGCCAUGUUCAGUGGACGCAUGGAAGUGCUCACGGACAGCGAAGGCUGGAUCCUCAUUGACCGCUGUGGGAAGCACUUUGGGACAAUCCUCAACUACCUGCGAGACGGGGGUGUACCCUUGCCUGAGAGCCGCCGGGAGAUCGAGGAGCUGCUAGCCGAGGCCAAGUACUACCUGGUGCAGGGCCUGCUGGAAGAGUGCCAGGCCGCCCUACAACAGAACAAAGAUACUUACGAGCCCUUCUGCAAGGUACCCGUCAUCACAUCCUCCAAGGAAGAACAGAGGCUUAUAGCGACGUCAAAUAAGCCCGCCGUGAAGCUGCUCUACAACAGGAGCAACAACAAGUACUCCUACACCAGCAAUUCUGACGAUAACAUGUUGAAAAACAUCGAACUGUUCGAUAAGCUGUCCCUGCGCUUCAACGGGCGGGUCCUGUUCAUUAAGGACGUCAUCGGGGACGAGAUCUGCUGUUGGUCAUUUUACGGCCAGGGCCGGAAAAUCGCUGAAGUCUGUUGUACCUCCAUCGUCUACGCCACUGAGAAGAAGCAGACCAAGGUUGAGUUCCCUGAAGCCCGCAUUUAUGAGGAGACCCUGAAUAUCUUGCUGUACGAGGCCCAGGAUGGCCGAGGACCUGACAAUGCCCUCCUGGAGGCCACGGGCGGGGCAGCUGGACGUUCUCAUCACCUGGACGAGGACGAGGAGCGGGAGCGGGAGCGGAUCGAGCGCGUGAGGAGGAUCCAUAUCAAGCGCCCAGAUGACCGGGCCCACCUCCACCAGUGAGCAGGCCGAGCACCCUGCCUUCUGCCCUCCCUCUGCUCCUGCCCCGCCCCCUCAGACCCUGUGCAGGCUUUGGGGCACCUCCCACUUCCCCUGGAGUCUGAGACACUUUUGUAACAAGCCAGAUGAUUAUUUUGUUAUUUCUUGACAAAGUAGAUUGCUUCUGUGUUGGCCCGGGUGUGCACCCCUUCUGAACAUGCUGUGUCUGGGGUCCCACCUCCCGUGAGAGCCUGGAGCCCAGCCUUCUGGGGCCUUGGAGGAAAACGUAUGAAUGAGUUUGGCGUGUAUGUGAGAACCUUUGUUGCAGUAUUUAUUUUUAUGGGUGUUGACUACCUAUUAGGGCCUCUUAGGUGACACUCCCUCAAGGACUUAGUUUGGCAGUUGGGAGGAACUGCGUAGUUGGCAGCCGGCCACCAAGGCGUCCUUGAGCAGCCUGGCCCUGGUGUGUUCUGAGCAGGCAGUCUUUGCUCUCCUGUGAGUCUGCUCUGUGUGCGGUUUUGUACAGAGCCCCUUGGGCACAGUGGAAGGGGGACGAAGUGUGCUUCUGGCCUCUCCCUGGUUCUCAGCAUGGCAGGCACACUCCAGGCUGGGAGCAGACCGAUUCCUGGCAGUUGGCUGCUCUCUCGGCUCAGUCCUUUUGAUGUACCCCAUCCAGGAAGGGGCAGCCAUCGCUGCUUUAAGGGUCUACUCCUCUCUUGCAUGGCUUCCUUUUCUCAUCAAGGGGGUGCCUUGCCCUUUGGUUAGGAACUGGGGUGACCGCAGACACUGGCACCAGGUGAGGACACCACUGAGUUUGCAGCAGUUUCCCUGCAGAAUAGAGUGGGCAUGCAGAUACCUUUGGGUCUUGUUGUGUUCAGGGGAUGUGUGUGUGACUGCUGGUGGGACGUGUGACUGUAGGGCGCAGGCGCUCACGACAACAGUCAGUUACCUCGAGUCUGCUUUGCGCAGAGGAGUCGUGGCUGAGUAGACUAGUUUCAAGGUUAGGUGAGAGUGUGGGAUGGAUUUGGCUGCUUGAUAAAGGAAGUGUUGGCUAUUUUUUAGACCAAAGGUAUUAAGUGGGCAAUCUCUGACAGGUUUUAAAAUUUCUAUUUAGCGACGGUUUGUACAGCUCGCUUUGUACAUGACAGUUGUAUACCUUUCUCUUGUAUCUGACACAAAACCUAUGAUAAAUACUCAAACAAUCCCGACUGGAUCGAGGAACCAUGUAUGGGGUAGACUUUUGUAUUAAGAGCCAAGAAAGGGAGCUUACGAAUCAUGUUUCCUACGUUUUUAUACUGUUUGUUUUAAACGGCAGCCCUGCCCAGUGGGUUCAGCUUUUCUAGGAAGUGAAUGUCAGUACUGGUGUUUUCUAUAGGAAUGGAGAAGCCAUGUAUACACUGUGUAAAUGCUCAUGUGAGAAUGACCUAGCGGCACAAUCUGACUUGCCUUGGCCUCUGGCCUUCCGGUUACUGUUUUUGGCAGCUCUCUCUACCUUCCUCUAUCCUCAAACCUUGUGCCUGUAGCUUUGUACUUCAGCUCCCAGGGAUAGGAACAGACCUAGUGAACAUUCCACGGUGCCUGAUCUCGCUGGCAACUGAGUCCAGCUAGGGCCUGACCCAGCGUCAGUCUCCAAAGCUCUGCUUCCGGAUUCCAAACACUGGCGUGAGGGGCAGUAGUCAGCACUUCUAGAUCACCAUCUAGUGAGUCGCUGGUGUAGAGUGAACUUUUACUGCACACUAAGGGCUCACAAUUAAAAUAAACCAGAAUAGCUUUUUGCUCAUGGUAACCAAGUUCAGUGUCUGUGGGGCCCACAGCCUGGCAGGUCUGGCCCAGCUCUCUGUCACCUGCUGUGGGAGAUGGACCGUUUGACCUCUCUGGAGGCUGAGACCCCAUACCUGCUGCUCAGUGCUGGUAAUCAGCCCUCCCCAGAGUGCGUGCCGGCCAGAGGGCUCCACCCACAGUCCCUGGUCAUGUACGCACAUCACACUCUUCCUGCCUCUGCACUAUGAAAACCAUACUGGGAGUUUUAGAAGUGCUCACUCUUGUACGAGUGUCUGCGGACAUGUGUAAAAUAAACGUUAAACUCUGCUUCUA
Messenger RNA from Mus musculus (house mouse), 3098 nucleotides. It is a transcript of the gene Kctd10, whose product is annotated as potassium channel tetramerisation domain containing 10. Bases 78 to 1028 code for a protein of 316 amino acids. Gene Ontology annotation, biological process: cilium assembly; protein homooligomerization; positive regulation of ferroptosis. Gene Ontology annotation, molecular function: Notch binding; identical protein binding; ubiquitin-like ligase-substrate adaptor activity. Lineage: Eukaryota; Metazoa; Chordata; Mammalia; Rodentia; Muridae. Gene Ontology annotation, cellular component: nucleoplasm; cytoplasm; nucleus. The transcript has 7 exons. The record is from RefSeq and is marked validated.